GCGCAGAACAUCAUCAACACACCAUGGGGUACAACGGCAUAGUUGCCGCGUUGACGCCGUUCAUUCCACCCUUCCUCCGCGUAAACGAACAGACUUGGGUGGAGAUCAAAGCGCUGUGUCCGUCCCUUGCCCAGCUGCGCAGCGUUCUGACAUGGCAAACGUUGAAGUACACUGUGUACUUUGCAAUCUGGACGGCGGGGUUGGUGUGGAGCGGAGGACAUGACUUGGUGACUUUGUACAUCAUUGCAUCGCUAUUCACCUUGAUCGUGGCCAACCUUGGGGACAAAGAGAAAGACUCCGUGAUCGUUGACGAGCAUGGGCGGGCCGUGUCCAUUCCCAGCGCGUACUCGGUGUUCAAUACGAAGGCCAAGCGGCUGGCGGGCCAACUUACCACUGAGCACUUCGAGCAGCAGAUCCGCAACCGUGGCCCCCUUCCCGAAGACGACAGCGAUGACGAUGACGAUGAUGACGACCCCGAUUUGCAGGAAGCGCUGAGGCAGUCGCGGUCGUUUGCCAACGCAGGUGCUGGCCAGCGGCUUGGUGGAGGUGCCAUGAACCGUCGCCGGUAGUAGUUUAACCCAAACUCCAUCCACGUCAUGAACUCUCAA
Aphanomyces astaci is the source of this 608-nucleotide messenger RNA. RefSeq lists its product as hypothetical. The transcript has a single exon. NCBI's taxonomy places the organism in Eukaryota, Oomycota, Saprolegniomycetes, Saprolegniales, Verrucalvaceae. Bases 24 to 569 code for a protein of 181 amino acids. The record is from RefSeq and is a predicted model, not a curated record.